Asparagus officinalis (garden asparagus) is the source of this 2232-nucleotide messenger RNA. RefSeq names its product DDT domain-containing protein DDR4-like. Gene Ontology annotation, cellular component: RSF complex. The transcript has 11 exons. The record is from RefSeq and is a predicted model, not a curated record. Lineage: Eukaryota; Viridiplantae; Streptophyta; Magnoliopsida; Asparagales; Asparagaceae. Bases 253 to 1914 code for a protein of 553 amino acids. Gene Ontology annotation, biological process: regulation of DNA-templated transcription.
AAAAAAAAUCCAAAAGAGUUCACCCCAGAAAAAUAAAACAAAACAAAAGGGGGAAACACGAAAAAAAAUUAAACCCCAAACGUUAAAUUUUCCGGCGGGAUCUUUCAAAAUCCUUUUCCUCACUCUCGAAUCUCGCAACAGAGCAAACCCUAGUUUACAGUUGGUCCAUCUCGGCUCUCCCUUCCCCUCUAACCUCUGAUCUCGACGAAGAGAAGCAGCAGCGAUUUUCCCGCGCUUUCCCCCCCUUUCGAAAUGGCCGAAAAGCGCGGGAAAGAGAGCGAAGACGACCCGACGCCGGCGGAUCCGUCGGCGUCCGAUGUUGAGCUCGCUAGGGGACGCAUUCGUCAGCGAUGGGAGUUCGCUUCUGUUCUUAACUUUCUUCACGUUUUUAAGCCUGUUAUUGGUAGUGACUUGAAGAUUUCAGCUGAAGAGAUUGAGACGGCGCUGAUAACUCCGAACAGGGAUUUGGCCAGCCUUCAUGUUGCUCUUCUGAAGGGAAUACCACCUGUGAACAAAAAAAUGACAGAGGCUGAUACCUGGGUGACUGUAGUCUGUAGGAAACUUGUUACAUGGUGGCCAUGGGUCGCAGAAGGAGAUAAUCCACUUAAAGUUGAUCACGGGAAGGAAAUUCAGAGAUAUAAACUGCUUGAUCCAGUUACUCGAAUGGGGAUCUUGAAAGCUAUUUGUGAAGUUCGUGCGCAACAAGAUGAUAUAUUGAGCUACAUAACUGAUGAACUGAAGAAGGGAACUGAGCUCGCCACUUUCCGCAAAGAAAGGAUAGGUGGUGCUGGCAAUGGAGUUAGUUACUGGUAUGAUGGAGAUCCAGUCAUUGGCUAUAGGUUAUACAAGGAAGUAGUUCAGGUUGAUUCCAGACGGAAGGCAAAGGGAAAGGGCGGUGCACCACAACCAACAAAUAACUAUCAGUGGGAGACUGUGGCAACUGAGUUUGGGGAAUUCAAAGAAAUAUCAGAAAAGCUAUCAUCCAGCAAUAUUAGUGUAGAAGCUUCUGUCGGUGAGAUCAUUAAAACCGAGAUAAUUCCCAUUCUUGCAAAGCUCCAGCAGAAGAAAGAGAGAGCGUGGAAGCGGCAACAAAGGGAAGCCCUACAGUUAAAUGAUUUCUUGAACUAUAGUAGAGUAGGGGUAACUCGAUCCUGUCGUGAGCGGCCUGUGCGCUACACUUUUGAUGAAUAUGAUCGGUCCAUUGAUGAGGCUAUACAGAUAUCAAAGAAAUCAAAGACAACUGGUUCAGAAAAGGAGAAUGGUAGACGCACUCGUGGAUCUGCUAAUGAGGUUACAUUAGAUGGAAAUAAGAAACUAGGUGAAGAAAAUUCAGAAGCAGAUGAUGAGAUGCAUGAAAAUCCUGCGGAUGAUGAAGAAGACAAGUACCAGAGCGACAAGGAUGAAAAUGAUCAUAGUGAUGAGAAAUAUAAUAAGUAUAAAAGUGACAAUAAUGAUGAUGAUGAUGAUUAUGAUGAAAAAGAUGAACACGACAAUGACAGCAACGUUGAAGAAGAAGAAGAAGAAGAAGAAGCAGAAGAAGAAGAAGAAGAAGAAGAAGAAGAAGAAGGAGAUUUUGUUAGCUCUGAUGAAGAAAAUGAUGAUUCUCCAAAACAAACAAUAAAUCAGAACAAUGCAAGGACUAAAGCUGCAGUAGGAGUACGAAGGAGCCAAAGAUUUACAGAGAUUUCUGAGGGCCCUGCAGAGACUAAGAAACGGCUGAGGCAGAGACCAACUCGUAACAGUGCUCAAAUGGUUUCAGACUCUGAAGACAGUUCACCGAAAAAUGAGAAGCAAACUGAGAUAGUAUCAGACUCUGAGAUGGCGGAUUCUGCUGGGGAUGGAUCAGCGGGAGCUGGCGAUGAUGAAUCGACUGGUGAUGAUGGAUCGCCGGAUUCCGGUGAUGCCAGUGAAUGACUAGUUAGCAUUUCUUAUGCUUUGUUUCUGUAGAGGGUAAAGCUUUUGGUGAUAUAGCAGCCUAUGUCAUAUCCAUAUGAUAUGUUUGGGGCUUCCUUGUGUUUUUGUGUAUACAGAGAGGAAGUGAAUUAUGAUGCUUCCUUGCUUUUUGUAAUGCAGCAAGAAAGCUACAUUGUUGUAGUGAUUUGAAAAUGUGUUUCACUUGAGUGAAGUUUUAGAUGUUUGUAUUAGAAGCUUCGCCCUUGUUUUACCCGGCCUUGAAAUUGGGGCAUUUCCGAGUUAAAUUAUAACAACAUUGGCCGCGCCUAGUAGAUUUCU